CUUUUCAAUUUCACUAACUUCUUCAAUUUUCUUUCUCUCCUCACUUGAGUAGUACUUGGUCUUAAAUAACUUAAUGAACGCACUUAUUUGAACAGUAACUUUAAAGUCUUUGAUUUGAGUGAAAUCGCUUUAAUUCGGAGUGAUGGAUGAAGAAGAGAAGGUAGAAGUGAAGAUAUACCCUCUCAAUUGUUACUAUUUUGGAUUUAAAGAUUCUAUUCCCUCCAAAGAUCACUCUCUCCAUGAUCGUCUUCAGAGAAUUCAAUCCAACUAUGCUGCCCGUGGAAUGCGAACUUGUGUUGAAGCUGUUAUAAUGGUUGAGUUGUUCAAACAUCCGCAUUUGUUGCUCUUUCAAAUAAAAAAUUUGAUCUUUAAACUUCCUGGUGGCCGUUUAAGGCCAGGUGAAUCAGAUAUCGAUGGAUUGAAGCGGAAGCUGGGAAGGAAGCUUUCUGUAGAUGAAGAUGGCGACGGGGCAGAAUGGGAGGUCGGAGAGUGUCUUGGAAUGUGGUGGAGACCUGAUUUUGAAACAUUAAUGUAUCCUUUCUUACCACCUAAUGUCAAACAUCCAAAGGAAUGUACAAAACUCUUCCUUGUUAAGCUUCCGGAAAGUCGAAGGUUCACUGUGCCAAGGAACAUGAAGUUGCUUUCAGUUCCAUUGUGCCAAAUUCAUGAAAAUCACAAGACAUACGGGCCAAUUAUAUCCCGGAUCCCGCAGCUGCUCUCAAAAUUCUCUUUCAAUAUGAUUGAAAUUUAAUACUUUGACGCAGCCCGUUUGGAUCUUCAUUAGGAUUCCAGAAAAGGACUUUGUAAAUAUCAUAAGCUUUUUAUAUGACAAUGAACAAUGAUACUGUAAUGUUGAAAACAGAAAUAUAUACUAGUAUCUUCCAUGGUUACUGUGAAAUCUAUAUCAGUAGGGUAAAGGAGUUGCUAUCACCUUUCUUUUUCGAUUUUUCGCUUAAUAUGAUGACACAUAUUAAGAGGAUAAAAGUUGAUUGUAGUUUUGAAGUUAGUUUGUUACAAGUUAGAUAGGUGGUUAGAUUGUUGUUCAUUGUAGUAGCAUAUAUAUUGUUGAAGAAUCUAGGGAAAUCUUAUUUGAUUCUCUUUUAUUUUAUAUUAUUCCGUUUAUUUA
Molecule: messenger RNA, 1126 nt
Organism: Cicer arietinum (chickpea)
Lineage: Eukaryota; Viridiplantae; Streptophyta; Magnoliopsida; Fabales; Fabaceae
Product: pre-mRNA cleavage factor Im 25 kDa subunit 1
Biological process (GO): mRNA 3'-end processing
Cellular component (GO): mRNA cleavage factor complex
Molecular function (GO): mRNA binding
Source: RefSeq, a predicted model, not a curated record